Molecule: messenger RNA, 2455 nt
Organism: Triplophysa dalaica
Lineage: Eukaryota; Metazoa; Chordata; Actinopteri; Cypriniformes; Nemacheilidae
Gene: celf3b
Product: cugbp, Elav-like family member 3b
Exons: 14
Coding region: 441-1778 (445 amino acids)
Biological process (GO): mRNA splice site recognition; regulation of alternative mRNA splicing, via spliceosome
Cellular component (GO): nucleus; cytoplasm; ribonucleoprotein complex
Molecular function (GO): mRNA binding
Source: RefSeq, a predicted model, not a curated record
GAUGUAGAACACAGUGAAGGAUGAAAACCACGACAGGGUAGCCUGAAUGCGUUGGAUUACUUUACAUAUUACCUACAGUUUACAACACAUGAUUACACUAGAAGUAAAAUAUUACAAUUGUGUAGAUUCGGAUUUUACUAAAUGCAAGAGGUGUGACUGGGGUUUGAUUGACAGUGAGUCACAGUGAGUGAGCUGAAGCGAGGAAAACAGUCACGCGUGAAUCGUUUAGUACACAGAGCGACACGCGUGGAAAAAACCACGCACGCCCACGCCGGGAUCUAGAGAGGAGGCAUCAAGAUAUUUCUCGCGAAAAAGCUUUCUUUAAGACACCAUCCUCCCAUCCUUUUCUGUCUCCGUCUCUCACUCCCGGACACCUGCUCAAUCUGUGCCCGCUCAUCUCGCGUCCUGAACCCGGGCAGCAGCAUCGCACCGUCGCACUAAUGAAGGAGCCUGACGCGAUCAAACUCUUCAUCGGGCAGAUCCCGCGCAAUCUGGAGGAGAAGGACCUGAAGCCGAUCUUCGAGCAGUUCGGCAAGAUCUACGAGCUGACGGUGAUCAAGGACAAGUACACGGGCGUGCACAAAGGAUGUGCCUUUUUAACAUAUUGCGCACGGGAGUCCGCCCUUAAAGCACAAAGUGCUCUUCAUGAACAGAAAACCCUGCCUGGGAUGAAUCGACCCAUUCAGGUUAAGCCUGCAGACAAUGAGGGAAGAGGAGAAGACAGGAAGCUGUUUGUGGGAAUGCUGGGAAAGCAACAGACUGAUGAGGAAGUGAGGAAGAUGUUUGAAGUGUUUGGGACUAUAGAAGAAUGCACAGUGCUGAGAGGACCGGAUGGCACCAGCAAAGGUUGUGCGUUUGUAAAGUUCCAUAGUCAUGUGGAGGCUCAGUCUGCUGUUAACAGUCUGCAUGGCACUCGCACACUACCUGGUGCCUCCUCCAGUCUGGUGGUAAAGUUUGCAGACACAGAGAAAGAGAGGGCUUGUCGGCGCAUGCAGCAGGUGUCCUCCCAGCCGGGCAUCUUCAGUCCAAUGACGCUCAACUUAAAUGGAUACAAUGCCUACACACAAGCACUGGUUCAGCAGCAGGCAUUAAUGACACAAUCUGCCUAUUUGUCGCCGGUCGCAACUGCUAUGCAUAUGCAGCAGAUGGCAGCACUCAACGCAAACGGCAUCAUAGCCACACCCAUCACCCCAAUGUCUUCUGGUACAAACACACCGCCUACUAUUGCAGCAUCGCCUGUGUCUUCUCUGCCUCCACCAGUUGGGGUCAACGGCUACAGUCCACUACCAGCAUUAGCCAAUGGACAGCAAGCAGCUGAUAUCUACAGCUAUCCCAUUCAUUCAUAUCAUGCCCAGAGUCCAGUGGCAGCGUUAGAUCCUCUCCAGCAGGCGUAUGCAGGAAUGCAGCAUUACACAGCAACAUACCCGACUGCAUAUGGAUUGAUCAGCCCAUCGUUUGCUCAGCAACCCACCCUGGUCGCUCAGCAACCCCUGCAACAGCGAGAAGGUCCAGAGGGAUGUAACAUCUUCGUUUAUCAUUUGCCUCAGGAGUUUACUGACUCAGAAAUGCUGCAGAUGUUUCUACCUUUCGGUAACGUAAUUUCUGCCAAAGUGUUUGUCGACCGAGCCACCAAUCAGAGCAAAUGCUUCGGCUUUGUGAGCUUUGACAACCAAACGAGUGCUCAGACUGCCAUCCAGGCCAUGAACGGAUUUCAGUUUGGCAUGAAGAGGCUCAAAGUGCAGCUGAAAAGGCCAAAAGAUGCUAACAGACCCUACUGAGAACGACAGGAUGGACAUGCUGAAGACAGACUACAACUUGCCGUUUAGCUGAACAGACUGAACUGAGAACACGAUUGUCAACUUGCACACUUCCACAUCUGUGCAAAAAUAAAACAUUAAAGAAUAUGUACAUAAAUCACACUCGUUUAAACACAUGCACACACAAUUGCUGUCAGUUGUAUUAUCUCAGUUAAUCUGAAGGCAGAAAAUGAUUGUGUGCAAAGAAUAAACCCAUAAAAUACUAUCUGCCUAUAUAGACCUUCAUAUCUGUAAAACGAUAUCACUAUUCAUACAGAACAAAGUGUAGGAGACAGACAAUACCAUCCAAAGUAAAAUAAAUAUAAUCCGUUUACAUAAUUUAGCUUAAAAUAAAUGAUGUAAAAAGAAAUAAAAAAUAAUAGCUUACAGUCAAAUAAUGACAGUAGUUACAAUUACUAUUACGUAAAAAAAAAAAAAGAUUUCUACUUUUUCGUAAUAAAUACGAUACACUUGGAACAAGCGGGCAAGUUUUAAAACAAAUUUCUUUAUUAAUUAAUUUAUUCGUUUAAAAAUAAAACAAAACUCAAACACUGAUUUGGGAUGUGUUUUUGUUUUUAUUUAUACAGAAACACAUUGAAGAAAUUGUAAAUCUUUAAAUGUUAAUUGUUGAAAUGGUAACUGUAAUGAUGAUAUUUAUU